AUGAUCGUCAAUGGUGCAUCUGACCCUAUUUUAUGUCGUUAUUUUCCGUCCUUUCUAGAUGGUCCUGCACUUGACUGGUUUUUCUCUUUGCCUGCAGAUUCUAUAUCACGUUUCCAAGAGUUGUCAAAGCAAUUUGAAGAUCAUUUUGCAGCAUCGGCAAUAUAUUUGCACGAUUCCGACUAUUUAACAACAGUUAAGCAAGGUCCUCAGGAAAGCCUGAAAGACUACAUCACCCGCUUCACGAAGAUAGCUAUGAAAAUCCCUAACCUUCAUCCUGAGGUCCACUUGCACGCCAUCAAAAGUGGCCUACGCCCGGAAAAAUUCCAAAAGACCAUUGCCGUAGCCAAGCUGAGGACGUUAGCUGAGUUUUGCGAGAAGGCCAAAGGGCAAAUAGACAUUGAAGUGCUUCGCCAAGCUCAGAAGGCGGAAAAGUCGGCAAACACCAAGGACGAUGACAAACUUUGGGAUAACAAGAAGAGUUUUAAGCCCACACCCAGAUAUGAGUCAUAUACGCAGUUUAACACGAAGAAAGAUGACAUUAUUAAGGAGAUACUGAAUUCCAAGCUGAUUAAGCCUCCUCGUAAGGCCGGCAGCUAUCACGAGCCCAAGAACGUUGACAAAUCCAAGUACUGCACAUUUCGUCAGAAGUAUGGCUAUACAACCGAUGAAUGCGUGAUCGUAAAAGAUCUUCUUGAACGCCUAGCCCGACAGUGA
Arachis duranensis is the source of this 714-nucleotide messenger RNA. RefSeq lists its product as uncharacterized. Lineage: Eukaryota; Viridiplantae; Streptophyta; Magnoliopsida; Fabales; Fabaceae. The transcript has a single exon. The record is from RefSeq and is a predicted model, not a curated record. Bases 1 to 714 code for a protein of 237 amino acids.